UCAUCGGGCUUCAUGGCAAGGACGACGUCUUGCAGUUCUUCGUCUCCGUCACUUGGUCGAUCCACUGCUACUGCCGUCCUGCGUCGAGGCUUCUGUGACUGUGGAGAAAGGAUCUUGUACCUGACCUCCCACAGUGAUGCCAAUCCUGGAAGGAAGUUCUGGAGGUGCAAAAAUUGGAAGUCACCAACAGAGUGUGGCUUCUUCUUGUGGGACGAUGAAACUGUGUUUGACGCAGCACAUAGAAGAACUGCAAUUGAACUCACCAAAACACUACAUGAGCUGGGUGAGAUGAAGAAGAAAGUGGAUGAUAGCAAGAAGGACUUGGACGAGAUGAAGAUUAAAGCAGAAUAA
Molecule: messenger RNA, 351 nt
Organism: Lotus japonicus
Lineage: Eukaryota; Viridiplantae; Streptophyta; Magnoliopsida; Fabales; Fabaceae
Product: DNA topoisomerase 3-alpha-like
Exons: 2
Coding region: 13-351 (112 amino acids)
Molecular function (GO): zinc ion binding
Source: RefSeq, a predicted model, not a curated record